Messenger RNA from Eremothecium gossypii ATCC 10895, 1566 nucleotides. RefSeq names its product alanine transaminase ALT1 (gene ALT1). The record is from RefSeq and is marked provisional. The transcript has a single exon. Gene Ontology annotation, biological process: biosynthetic process. The coding region runs from base 1 to 1566 and encodes 521 amino acids. NCBI's taxonomy places the organism in Eukaryota, Fungi, Ascomycota, Saccharomycetes, Saccharomycetales, Saccharomycetaceae. Gene Ontology annotation, molecular function: L-alanine:2-oxoglutarate transaminase activity; pyridoxal phosphate binding.
AUGGCAAUAGGGAUGCUGAGAAGAAAUAGCAGCGGCACCGCCGUGAGCGUUCUACAGGGGCGUGUGCUUCGCACUCGUAGAUUGAGCUCAGUAAAGGACGGGUCGCGGUUUGUGCCUGCGGAACCGAUGACACUAGCGGACGUGAACGAAAACGUGGUCAAGGCGAAGUACGCGGUGCGGGGGAAGAUUCCAACGCGUGCAGAGGAGCUGGAGCGGCGGCUGGAGGAGCACCCGGGCUCGCUGCCGUUCAGCAAAAUCAUCCAAGCGAACAUCGGCAAUCCGCAGCAGCUGGGCCAGAAGCCGCUGACAUUCUACCGGCAAGUGAUCUCGCUGAUGCAGAAUCCACAGUUGCUGGAGAUGCCCGCAGAAUGGCUGCAGCAGGCGUUCAAGGCGGAUGUGGUGGUGCGUGCGCGGAGGAUGCUGCAGGACGCCGGAGGCUCCGUGGGAGCGUACUCGGCGUCGCAGGGUGUGAAAGGCUACCGGCGCACGGUUGCGCAGUUUAUUGAGCGGCGCGAUGGGAUCCCAGCGAAUCCAGACAACGUGUACCUGACCGCGGGUGCGUCCUCUGCUGUGUCUUGUCUGCUGUCGACAUUCUGCAAGGGACCGGAGACAGGCGUGUUGAUCCCAAUCCCUCAGUACCCGCUGUACACUGCUACGAUCACACAGAAUAACGCGGUUGCGCUGCCGUACUACCUAAAUGAGGCUGAUGGGUGGUCUACGAAUCCAGAUGAGAUGGAACGUGUCAUCCUCGAUUCUAAGAAGAGGAACAUCGCGCCCAAAUGUCUGGUUGUGAUUAACCCUGGGAAUCCCACUGGUUCCGUACUGUCUGUAAAGGAUAUGGAGGCUAUUCUAACACUUGCUGCGAAGUAUGGGAUUGUCGUUAUUGCGGACGAGGUAUACCAGGAUAAUGUGUUUGGCGAUGCCAAGUUCCACUCUAUGCGUAAGGUGCUGAAAAACCUUCAACUCAGAGAGCCAACGCUCUACAAGAAUGUCCAGUUAGCCUCUCUUCACUCGAUCUCGAAGGGGCUCUCCGGCGAAUGUGGCCAGCGUGGUGGCUACAUGGAAUUGAUCGGUUUCCGUGAGGAGCUCAGGAAGGUUUUCGUUAAGUUGGCUUCUAUAUCUCUUUGUCCAGUGGUUACCGGACAAGCUCUAGUCGACCUUAUGGUUGGGCCUCCCAGCCAAGGGGAUCCAUCCUAUGAGCAAUAUACCCAGGAAACAAGGAGUAUCUAUCACGAAUUGGAGGAACGGUCGCAACUGCUGUGGAAAACGUUCUGUUCCUUGGAGGGUAUAGAAUGCAAUAUGCCACAAGGUGCUCUAUAUCUAUUCCCUAAGUUGCAUCUUCCACAGAAAGCUAUUGAAGCGGCGCAAAAGCUGGGUAUACCAGCGGAUGAGCUCUACUGUAGCGAAUUACUUGAUGAAACAGGCAUCUGCACUGUCCCUGGAACUGGUUUCGGCCAAAUCCCGGGCACAUAUCACGUUAGAACUACGUUUUUGCCACCUGGUACUAAGUGGAUCGAAAGUUGGAAGGACUUCCACAAGAAAUUUUAUGACAAGUAUAGGGACUAA